UAUGGUAUGACAAGCUCCAGCACCCUGGUGCAGCAGCAGCAGACCAUGGAUCCCACACCCCAGGGACAACCAGUGGAGGGAGGCCGCUGCUCCUGCUGUCCCUAUGGCUACCACAUAGACUUGGACUUUGUGCGCUACUGUGAAGAUUCCCAGAGUGGGACCAUGCUGAAACAACUGAAGAAGAUCAAACGAGACAAGAAGCGUCUUCGUAAAUCCAUGGAGGUUCAGUUACAAGGCCAGCAGAUAGAAACCGAUUAUGAGCCUCGUCAGGAAAUGGUUGGAUAUGAUUCUGGCACUAAUAGAUAUUUGAAUGAUAUAGACUCUUCAGUUGAUACCACCCUGCAUACAAUUGAUAAAGUAAUAAAGCAGACAUCUUACAGAACAUACAGUGCAGGGGAUAGCGAUUUCAGCCCUAGUCCAACAUCGCCUACCAAGUUUACAUCCACCAUGUACACAACAAACCGUGCCCUGGCAGGUUCAAACAGCUCCAUUUCCUCCCAGACCACUGUCAACAGUGAAAUGUCGGCUGUAAACGGGAGCCCUGGACCAGAGCGCUACACCACAGUGACAGCUCAGCUAGCUGCAGUACUGGCAGCUCAUUUACCCAGACCUGACCCAUCUGGAGAGGCAGUUCCAAUCUAUCACCAGUCCUUGAUAGAGCUUCGCCAGCAGUUAGCCAUAAGCUUGCAGAAAAUGAGAGAUCUUGAAGAACAAGUCAAGUCAGUCCCACUCCUUCAGACGAGAAUGUCGGUGCUGAAAGAGGAGAAAAGAUUGUUGGAACUGCAGCUGCUGGCCAAGCAAAGUAAACCUACCAGCACCUAUAGCAUUGGUGUUGGAGAUUACAGGGUGGACGUAGAAGAACCAAGAGCACCAAGAAGACCAGACAUGAGAAGUAUUGGGGUAGGAAACAAGAGUGUCACUGAGCUAUACACUCUGCAGCCCCACCUACUUGAAAGUCAAACCUUGGAAAAAGAGAUGCAUACCCAGCGAUUGAUCCGUGAAAAGGAAACUAAGGUUGUUGUAGUUGGGCAAGAGCAGAGACCCACCAGCCCCUACAGCCCAAUGAUCAAGACCAUGGAGAGAAAGCCUAUAACCAGGAGUGUUGGAGUUGGGGACGGCAAUGUCUUUGAGAAAGAUCAAAUGCAAAUUCAAGAAAAGGAACUCCGAACAAUUAUCAUUGAUAAAGAAGCCAAAAAGCAGACCAGGAAUGUUGGAAUAUCCGUGCGUGUUCCAAUGAGAGAUGUUGGUGUGCACUACCAUUGUGAGGCAGAGAAGCCAAGCCAGAGGGAUGUUGGUGUCAGUGUGGGAACCAGAGACACAUUUACUUCCACCACAACUUAUGAGACCUUCCGUGCAACUACCAUACUCCAGAGCUUGUUCCAGUUGCAGCAUAUUAGUGCUCCAGAGAUUCGCAAUAUCAUCUCCACAAUGCUCCAUAGGGAUGUGGCAAGCAAAAGCACCAUGACAGACGUAAGCUUCAAGUCUGGUGUAGACAAGGAAGUGCUCACUGACAAAGUUCACACAGUGGAUGAAGCCAGCUCAAGUGAUACCAUUGAUGUUGAAGUCAGACCCAUAAAAGAAUAUAGGUCAGUCUAUGUGGAUGCAGAACCGAGCACUGCAAACAAAGCAACAGGGAUAAAUUUUAUAUCGAAGAUGGACUUUGGUACCAACACAGUUACUGUACAAAAGAAAAAUUCAGCUACUAGCACAACUCCAAAACUUAGCUUCCCUGCAGAGACUCAGACGAUUUCAGUGCCAUACAUCUCCAUGGGAACAGAAACAGACAUGAAGAUCUUCUUAGCAACAGAACAGAUAAGAAAUCAGUCCACCAACACAGAUGUGCACUCUACAGUCACACAAGCAGUUGGCACUAGAGAUGAUGAUAGCGAUUUCUACUUGAGAAACUUUGGGACAAACACUGAAAAAGUACAGACUAGGUCCAAGGGUGUUGGUGACGGACGUGCUAUGGUCCGUGAGAAUACAGAGGGCCAAGUGGUGCAGCAGCAGCAGCAGGUAAAAGAGGUUUCAAAGCAGCAGUCUUACCAACCACAGCAACAGCCUACGCCAAAAUCUUCGCAAGACAGGGUGGUUACUGAAACCAUCACAACAUAUACUUCCCAGGUACCAAGUGUGGUUCGGAGGGUCAAAAACACUCACUUAGACAAAGAAACACUUGAGACUCAGCGCAGGAGUUUACUGGGCUUAGAUGAUGCGGCAACACAACAGUUGCAGGAUACAAGUCUCAGGGACUUGGUCUCAUCUUCUGUAACCAGAAGUUACAAAUCAAAGGCAACAGGAGGACAAGAAAAGUCCGAUCAUAUGAGUGGAUUACACAUUGGAGAGUUGACCAAAGGAAAGAAGAUGCCAGAAGACCAGACAGAAACAUUUGAAGAAUGGGUAGAGAUCACUCCAGUAUACCAAGAGAGGGUGAUUGAAGCGCGCAGGAAGGGUGGAGAGAUGACUUCCUCUACUUCAGAAAGGACCAGGGACUUCUCCUCAUCUUCCUCUUCAUCAUCAGCAACAGGGAUGACUGUUUCACUUGACUCCACCGAUCUUGGCCCAAAGCAAGAAAUAAUUCCUCAUCACACCAUUUAUGGUGGAAAACGCAUUAUAGAUUCUUCGGUAGGUCAAGGCUACAAGCCUUCUGUAGCAACCUAUACCUCUAUGCGGAGUGCAAACCGCUCUCCAUCACCAACUGAGACCUCCUACAGAAUAACCGAAAGUCGAGAGAGAUCUGGAGGAGGAACUGUGACAGGAACUGUGGAAGGUGGAGACAGUGGGGUAACACAUACCACAGAGACAUAUUUCAUUUCUAAGAGAGGAAGUGGUGAUGGAAAGACUGGCACAUCAGGAGGAGGAGGAGGAGGAAGAUCAAGUUCAAGAGUUGAGAAAGUAAUCUCAUCGUCUGGCCCCCUUGAGGACAGCAGUGCUGGUGGUGGUUUCACAAAGAGAACAGAGUACAAUGUGACGUCAAGUGGCCAUGUUGGAAGCAGUGGAAGGAUUGGUGCUGGUGGUGGUGGUGGAGGCAGUGGCGGCUAUACAAGGAAAACAGAGAGGAUUAUCUCUUCCAGUACCAGUAGUGGUGGCAGUGGAGGAGUCAGCAGCACUGUGUCCAGUAGCAGUGGUGGUGGCGGCAGCGGGAUGGCAGGUUCUGGGAGCAGAAGUAGUGAACGCACUGUCACCUCCACAGUGCACCAUGAUCUGCCUUCCAAUAGGAAAUCAAGAACAGAAAAACGUGUGACUGUGUCUUCAACCGGCCAUAGUGGGGGUACUUCCAGAAUGGGAGGAGGAGAUGGCAGAACCUUUAAAACACAGAAAAUUGUGAUCAGCCCCACUGGUGAGAUGAGUGAAGACAUGGGAUUCCAGUCACAGGUUUCAAAUGCCGAGCAGCUCAUGAGUGAUUUCCACGGCCGCAUAAUGGGUAGUGCCAUGCAGGGGAUGACCAGUGGCACAGGUGGAGACAGGAAUGUUACAACCACUGUGGAAGAAUCCCCUGAUGGUGUCACUACAAUUAGAACAGAGAAGUCCAGUUACAGCAGCAGUAGUAGUAGUAAUAGGAUGGGUGGUGACGGUGGAUUGAACAUCACUGGCGGUGGCAUGGGGAGAGAGCAGCAUGCUAUGUUGUCAGGGCUUAUGGACAGUGGAAUUUCAAUGUCUGAAGGAACAGGGUUGCCAGCAGAAACCGUUUCCACCAAGUCAUUCUCAUACUCUGGCACUGGUGGUUUACGAGAGGCCCUGAACAUGUAUAAAAACAUACAAGAUAAUGAGCGUGAGAGCAUGAGUGACGGCAGUGGCAGGGUGACAUCAUUCCAGUCCUCUUCUACCACAACUUCCAGCUCUCAUGAGAGUCCCGUGAAGGAAGGUGUUACCAGGAUCGCUGUUACCCAUGCACCAGAGACGACAGGUGUCCGAGAGGUCAAGAGUGUUGUGGAGACUGACAUUGAUGCAGAUAUAACAACAGGUGAAACAACUACUACCAGCAGUAGCUCCUCUUCCACUUCUGCUAGCCGACAGACAAGUACCUCCUCCACCAAUGGUGCGAAUGGAACCAUUAGGUCCAUCAUGAAGAAGUCUAGCUACAAGAGCUCCAAAGGGUCUAGCAAGAAAGGAAUUUCAUUCUCGGAUGAUGUCACUGGAGGCUAUGCAAGUAGCUCUGGUGAGGAGGAGUCUGAGCCUGAGAGUGACGAGAGUUUCGAUGAAGGUUCCUAUGAUGGCCGCCACAUGACUAUAACAUACACCUGUAAGGAUGAUGAGAAGAUUGCUGAUGGCGCUCCAGGAACGGGCAUGUUUGACCAAAACAUCAGAGAAACCUAUGAAUUAUCUGAAGAGAUGCAGGCUUCCUGUGAGUUACUUUCGCGACAUUUGGAGGACCCAAACACUAUACCAACAGAGCAAGUGACUGCUGCUGCAACCAUUAUUCAACAAGAAUGGUUCAAAGCUGCUGGCCAAAAAUUGUCCAGCCCGUACAUGGUGGAAGAUUUCCUCUCCUGCUUUAAUGAAUACUCCAAAGAACUUCUGGAAAGAAUAGUGAAUAUGACAGAUACUAAUGGUAACACUGCCCUCCACUACUCUGUUUCACAUUGUAAUUGGGAUGUGGUCAGCUUGUUGCUGGACACUGGACUUUGUGAAGUGGACAAACCUAACCGAGCUGGGUACACUGCCAUCAUGCUUGCCUCUCUAGCAGAUGUACAGACUGAAGAACAGAAAGAUGUAGUGAAACAACUUUUUGAUGCUGGUGAUGUCAAUUCCAGAGCCUCACAGGCUGGCCAGACUGCCUUGAUGCUUGCUGUGAGUCACGGGCGUUUGGAAAUGGUGCGUCUGCUGGCUGAGGCUGGUGCUGAUGUAAAUGCUCAAGAUGAAGAUGGCUCCACUGCCCUUAUGUGUGCUAGCGAACAUGGCCACUCUGAGAUCGUACGGUUGCUGUUAUCCAUGGCAGAAUGUGAUGCUUCUCUUGCUGAUAAUGAUGGAAGUACAGCUCUUUCCAUAGCAAUGGAGGCUGGCCACAAGGACAUUGGGAUUUUGCUUUAUGCUAGACAAAACAUCAAAAGCUCACCAGAAGUGCGUAGGAGAGUGACCACCUUCGGCACGUCAUAUCAACGCAAAUACUAAAUGACUGCUUGAGUAAAAAAUGAAUAUGUCUGGUGCGAGUUGAAGUACAGGAUUACGUGGUGACGACCAGAUAUGCAGCUCCUCCCACAGCUUCUGCCAUGGAUAUUGCGAAGGAAAAUGAAACAUGAGGGGUGUUGUAUAGAAGAUUCAUAACCAGAACCAUGUGUACCAGCACACACUGCUGUUUAACUUGCAGUAGCAUAUAUGCCUUGUUUAAUCAGUGUUAUUGUAUUGUGAAUAUGUUAUAUAUUCCUACUGGUCAUAUUACUGCAACUUGGAAGAUAAUAUUAAUUGAAUAUUGUGAUAUGUAAGACACAGGGUUUGCCAAAAUUAGUUCUGUAGAAAAAAUAAGCAUUUUAAAUACUGCCAAUCUGCAGCCAUCAAACAGCAGGACAUUAUGAACUUUUUAUACGUGAAGAGAUGAAUACAAACAAAUGUAUUGUUCAUAGUCUUUUUAUUUUCAAUACUGUGCUAGUUUUCGACUGCAUAAGAUGUGCUUUUUACCAGACACAUUGUAACAGUAAGCUGCCAUAAAUAUUUAACAUUUGAGAAAAUUAUUAAGAAAACUUCCACAAAAAGUAUUAACAUAUUUACACACUCUCUCUCUCUAUAUAUAUAUAUAGCAAUAACGAUCAUGAAUUAUUUAUUCAUAUAAAUUUUGUGAGGUGCCGGUUGUUUGUACUUUAUUAUGGUAUUAUGCAAUAUAGUCUGCUGCCGACGUAGUGGUGUCUUCAAUACUAAAUGGUGCAGUUAAGAUGGCCUUGUAUUUUAAUAAUUCUAUUUUCAGAUAUAUUUCUUUGAAACAUAUACUAGACAGUUAAUCCUAAUAUGUGCAAACUCCACUUGAGCAUCUGCCUUUUGCAAAGGUUACAAUGAAGUGCCUGGAGGAAAAGCAAAAUUUGUAUGUUUUUAAUAUGUAACAUAUAUAUGUAUGUGAUUUGAAAUAUGAUCAUAAUAUACUAUAUUCAUUAUGCAACAAUUACUUUGGGGGUAUUUAUACCAUUGGGUGUGAAUAAAUAAUGCCUUGUGAAACUGAAUCCAAGGUUUUUUGAUACUAUCUGCCUUAGGAAUAUUUCACUUGGUUCAUAAAGUCAGUUGGUUCAUAAAGUUUCAAAAUACAUAGUGCCAGUCUCUUGAAGGGAAGGUUAAUUAACCUGAUGACUGGAAUUUAAAAUGUUACCAAUGGCUAUAAUUGUUAUUCUGUAACUGAUUUUAGAAAAUCAAACCAUUUUAAAGUAAUAUUUCACUAACACUGCUGUAACAAAGAUAACAUGGUUUUGAAGAAAUCUGCAUGUAAGACAUAUUUAAGAAUUUCAUCCAUUAUUCCAUGUGUAUUUAUUCAUACUAUCAUCGGUUAAAUAUUGUGCUUACACAUUGCAGCACAUUGUAUUUGCCUUCAUAUUACAUGUUGUCAGACCACACAAUAGGAAUUGUUUGCCCUUGGGUGACACAAUUAUAAUGAACCUUCGUAAACACGAUAAAUUGUAUUUUCCCAUCUUGUAGGAGAAGAUUUAAACUUAGAUGUAGACAAAUUUGGGAUGCACUUGUUGUGGAACUGUGAUGGUAUGGAACACUUUUGCAAUACUGUGCUAGACAUAGAGGUGAUAGGGGUUUGUAUAUUUAGAUUUAAUCAGAUGUGCUAAUGCAGCUGGAUAAGAAAUAUGAAAUAGGCUACAAUGAUCCUUAUUGAUUAUUUAGGAACUUUGUAUGGAUGUAUGCUAUAUAUCUAUUAAUAAUAAUAAUGCUUCCAAUAUUAAA
This is a messenger RNA of Lingula anatina, 6867 nucleotides long. RefSeq lists its product as uncharacterized. The record is from RefSeq and is a predicted model, not a curated record. NCBI's taxonomy places the organism in Eukaryota, Metazoa, Brachiopoda, Lingulata, Lingulida, Lingulidae. Gene Ontology annotation, molecular function: protein binding. Gene Ontology annotation, cellular component: cytoskeleton; cytoplasm. Gene Ontology annotation, biological process: negative regulation of actin filament polymerization.